This is a messenger RNA of Rhinichthys klamathensis goyatoka, 997 nucleotides long. It is a transcript of the gene hsd11b1lb, whose product is annotated as hydroxysteroid (11-beta) dehydrogenase 1-like b. The record is from RefSeq and is a predicted model, not a curated record. Lineage: Eukaryota; Metazoa; Chordata; Actinopteri; Cypriniformes; Leuciscidae. The coding region runs from base 246 to 968 and encodes 240 amino acids. Gene Ontology annotation, cellular component: intracellular membrane-bounded organelle. The transcript has 7 exons. Gene Ontology annotation, molecular function: oxidoreductase activity.
UUAUUCAUCGUCUGGUGUCGUUUAAAGCCCUUUGAAGCUGCACUGAAACUGUCAUUUGGACCUUGAACCGUUUGGGUCCCAUUGAAGUCCAUUAUAUGGAGAAAAAUCCUGGAAUGUUUUCAUCAAAAACCUUAAUUUCUUUUCGACUGAAGAAAGAAAGACAUGGACAUCUUGGAUGACAUGGGGAUUCGCUUCGGGGGGCCCGAGUGUUGAUCACAGGGGCCAGUUCAGGGAUCGGGGAGCAGAUGGCCUACCAUUACGCUAAGUUUGGGGCUCAGAUCAUCAUCACUGCGAGACGAUUAGAGGCUUUAAAAAAGGUGGCGCAGAAGUGUGUGAAACUGGGCGCACAGAAGAUGAUGUAUAUGACCGGAGACAUGUCGGACCCCGCGGACCCCGAGAGAGUCGUCAAAUACGCUGUGGAAAAACUGGGUGGGCUGGACUUUCUAGUGUUGAAUCAUGUUGGAAACACUAACGUAGAGUUCUGGAACAGAGACGCAGACCACGUCAGGUCACUCAUGCAGGUGAAUUUUGUGAGUUACACACAGAUGACAGCAGCAGCUCUUCCUGUGCUGGAGACAUCCGCUGGAUCCAUCAUUGUAGUGUCCUCAAUGGCAGGUAAAUUGGCAAGUCCGUUUGUGGCUCCGUACACCUCUACUAAGUUUGCGAUGAACGGAUUCUUCGGGGCGAUGCAGAGUGAACUGGCAAUCCAGAAGAGCAACGUGUCGGUGUCCAUCAUGAUCCUCGGACUGAUCGACACCGAGUCGGCCAUGAAGAAGAUCAGAGGAUUCACCACGAUGACGGCCUAUCCUGCGAGUGAAGCGGCUCUGAGCAUCAUCAAAGCCGGGGCGUCCCGUCAGAAAGAGGCCUACUACCCCUGGUUCCACUAUUUCACCUGCCUGAUCAACAACAUCUUCCCCUUCCUGAAAGAUCUUGUGCUGUCAGGCCUCAGCAUGGACAACAAGGACUAAUACAUGUGCAGAAUUCAGACAUGAACGGG